This is a messenger RNA of Anolis carolinensis (green anole), 1355 nucleotides long. Its product is annotated as forkhead box protein N4-like. Gene Ontology annotation, biological process: regulation of transcription by RNA polymerase II. Lineage: Eukaryota; Metazoa; Chordata; Lepidosauria; Squamata; Anolidae. Bases 3 to 1355 code for a protein of 450 amino acids. The transcript is spliced from 8 exons. Gene Ontology annotation, molecular function: transcription cis-regulatory region binding; DNA-binding transcription factor activity, RNA polymerase II-specific. The record is from RefSeq and is a predicted model, not a curated record.
CAAUGGAUGACCCUCCUCCUCCUCCUCCUCCUGCGGGGGAUUUGCAGUGCCUCUCCUGGCUCACCUCCGUGGACGUCCCACGUCUACAGAGCAGGACCCGACCAACACACACAGGUCGCCUGCUGUCCUCCUCUCUGCCGCAAAGCAUCCUGGGACUCAGCGCUGUCAGCCGCUAUGCGCCGCUCUUCCCUCCGCCGCCAUCUUGCCAGGAGCAGCAGGCCUUCGCCAUGGCGCAACAGUGUCCCCCGCAGGCCGCCAUGUACAGCCAUUCCUCCUAUGCGCUGCAGCAGCAGCAGACACCGUAUGCGCCUCCGCACAUUGCGCCACUCAACAACAACGCCCAGGAAAUGCACCCCAAGCAUUACCCCAAACCCAUAUAUUCCUACAGUUGCUUGAUCGCAAUGGCGCUGAAGAACAGCCAGACGGGCAGCCUCCCCGUGAGCGAGAUCUACAGCUUCAUGAAGGAGCACUUCCCCUACUUCAAGACGGCGCCCGACGGAUGGAAGAACUCGGUGCGGCACAACCUCUCGCUCAACAAGUGCUUCACGAAGGUGGAGAGCAAGGCCUCCUCCUCCUCCUCCUCUUCCUCGCGCAAGGGCUGCCUCUGGGCCCUGAACCCGGCCAAGAUCGGGAAGAUGGAGGAGGAGAUGCAGAAGUGGAAGCGGAAGGACCUCCCCGCCAUCCACAGGAGCAUGGCCAACCCAGAAGAGCUGGACAAGCUGAUCACAGACCGGCCAGAGAACUGCAGGAGGAAGCCCGCCGAGGGCGAAGCCGCCCGGAACAUUGUGUCACGACCCACACAACAGCCUCCACCACAACCAGUGAUGGCGCUGCCCUUGCCCCCACUGUCCUUGCACCACCAGGUCCAGGCCCAGUCCUGCAUGGCGCCCGACUCUCCGGCCCCCGCGCAGACCCCACCACUACAUGCCCUGCACAGCAUGGGGCACGGCAGCCCCCUCCCCACACCCAUGAUGCCACCACCACCACCACCACCGACACAUGGGGUCCUCCUCCGUGGCCCCGACUUCCUCAGCGCCGUCAUGGCCGACAUGGACGCCGAGGUGGACGCCCUGGACCCCAGCAUCAUGGACUUUGCCCUCCAAGGAAACAUCUGGGACGAGAUCAAGGACGAGAGCUUCAACCUGGACAGCCUGGGGGCCUUCAGCCACUCUCCGCUGCCCGACUGCAACAUGGCCUCCACCACCGGACUGAACCCGGCCUGCGGAGGAAGUGACCACUCCUUUUCGGACUUGCAAAUGACCGGCCUCUAUGCCACGUAUGCCACGCUGGACGCUGCCGUCUCUUCUGCGCCCUACCUGGGUGCCCAAGGCAACAAGCCCAUCACCCUCCAUUGA